Molecule: messenger RNA, 1094 nt
Organism: Symsagittifera roscoffensis
Lineage: Eukaryota; Metazoa; Xenacoelomorpha; Acoela; Convolutidae
Product: autophagy protein 5-like
Exons: 5
Coding region: 39-872 (277 amino acids)
Biological process (GO): cellular response to nitrogen starvation; autophagosome assembly; C-terminal protein lipidation
Cellular component (GO): Atg12-Atg5-Atg16 complex; phagophore assembly site membrane; cytoplasm
Molecular function (GO): Atg8-family ligase activity
Source: RefSeq, a predicted model, not a curated record
CCUAAUUGUUGUGAUAAACUUAUUAAAUAGGUUUGGAUAUGAGUGAAGACAGAGAGAUUGUACGAGCCAUAUGGGAAGGCAAAGUUCCUGUGAAAUUCGUCUUGUCAGAGGCUGAAAUAAUAUCUUUUGAUAAACCGCAACCAUUUUACAUUAUGAUGAACCGCAUUUUUUACAUAUCACAAAUCUCAGAUAAGAUACAGAGACAUUUCAUCGAAUACAUCAACAAAAAAGAUUUCGACGAAGUCUGGUUUGAAUAUAAUGGCUGCAAAUUAAAGUGGCACUAUCCGAUCGGCCUCUUGUAUGAUCUGCUAGCUUCUGAGGAUGCACUCCCUUGGGUCAUCACCGUGCACCUAACAAAUUUCCCUAAAAGUGAAUUGCUUCGGAACAGUGCAUCUUUGGACAGUCUUCAGUCUUACUUCAUCAUGUGUGUGAAAGAGGCGGACGCUCUGAGACACAGGAGUCAAGUGAUGUCUAAUCUGCAGAAGAGUGACUACAACAAACUCUGGUUCGGCUUCAAGGACUCAAAUUUUGACCAGUUCUGGUCCGUGAACCGACGACUCAUUGAGCGGAUAUACGACGAGCCCUUCAAAUACAUACCAUUCAGAAUAUACGACUCAGAGCUCAACUACAAAACAAAAUUAGUGUCCCCUGUAUGUUACGACACUGGUGAAGUUUCAACUCUGGGCACCUUGCUUAAACAAGUUCUACCUGAGUCAACCUACUCGAAAUGGAGCAAAAAGCAGCUCUCAACUAUAAUACAUGGCAUGGAAGUGCGGCCGGAGAUACCCUUGCAAUGGCUGAGUGAAAAUCUAUCUUAUCCCGACAACUUCUUACACAUUGCACUGGUGUAUCCCAAGAGCUCAUUUGAGUGAAGUUUCCUUUCAAAUUGGCGGUUAUUGAUCUCAGAAAAGGGUAGAAGUGUGUGACAGUUGGACGUAUAUCUCAAGUGUAGGAUGGAAAAUCAAUAGUACCAAUCGACAAAAAUCUGUUAGCGCAAAGAAAGAAAAAGUGACAUAAAAGGCGAACAGUUUAAAUCAUGUGUUUAAUUUUGCGUUGCUCGAAAUCAAAUUACAAAUUAAUGCUUUGGUUUUUAU